This is a messenger RNA of Symbiodinium pilosum, 852 nucleotides long. NCBI's taxonomy places the organism in Eukaryota, Dinophyceae, Suessiales, Symbiodiniaceae. The record is from the annotation of a GenBank genome assembly.
AUGCUAGUGGACUACACCCGACAUCAGUUGGUGCGGGUGCUGCAGGUGUCGCACCCUGCCGAGGCCUGGGCUCUUGACUUCCAUCCACAAUUGGCAAUCAUGGCCACGGGCUCCGCACGGGGAGACGUCCGCUUCUGGAAUGUGGCCGACAGGAAGCCUGCGGUUGGCAAGGUGUUGAAAACUGAAUGGUCCGUGUGGGCCUUGACAUUCUUGCCAACCGAUGGGUCGCUCAUGGCACUUGGCCACGACAAAGGUAUGGUCGAGGUGCUUCGCUUCCCUUCCCUGCAACCUUGCUUCCGCGAGAGGCUGUCCCAUGCAGCUGAGCGCGUCAGCGCCUUACGCUUCAGCGACUCUGGCACGUGGCUCGCGGCAGGAUGCUGGGAUCAGGAGGUUUAUCUCUUGAAGCUGACCACCGCCAGCAGUGGCAACACAGAGGUCCGUUUGCACCGCGUCCUUUCCGGCAACAGCUCAAGUCCUACUGCAGUGAUGUUCUCAGCAGACUCGCAAUACGUCAUGUCUAAUUCCAAAGACUGCCAGAUUCUCUACUGGAACACAAAGGAUGGAGCACCCCAGAAACACAUGUCCAUCUUCCGGGACACUAGGUGGCAGAAACCGUGGACAUCAGUAUUGGGCUGGCAUGUCAUCGGCAUUUGGGGCGAUCCGAAUUACGAUGGGAGUGACAUCAACUCUGCUUGCCAAUCCAACGAGCCAAUGGAUGACUUGCUAGCUUUCGGUGACGACUACGGCUGUGUAAAGCUGAUCCGCUUCCCCAGCCCAUUUGUCGACCCCGGAGUGAAGGUCUACAGCGGCCAUGCAAGCCAUGUUACGGCUGUGAGAUUUUCACGCUCGAAU